Orbilia oligospora ATCC 24927 is the source of this 687-nucleotide messenger RNA. RefSeq lists its product as uncharacterized. The record is from RefSeq and is a predicted model, not a curated record. The transcript has 2 exons. The coding region runs from base 1 to 687 and encodes 228 amino acids. Lineage: Eukaryota; Fungi; Ascomycota; Orbiliomycetes; Orbiliales; Orbiliaceae.
AUGGAUGUCUAUUGGCAAUACGGUGAUAUUGCGGAAAGCAGUGGUUCCUCCUCCAGCACUAACACGUUACCACCACCACAAAAAUGCACCGCUGUCGAGAUUAUGGCGCCAGACCCGCCUAUAAUGACACUAGAAGACCUGGAACGGGAGCUUGCGGGGAAACCAUUAAGCGAUCCGACCAAGGCCGCCAUGAGUGGCAGUCUAAAUAACAUUCUAGCCAAUAUCGAGACGCUUACUACUCAAUCCCAGAUCCUAAAGACAGUUGCGCCAUUCUUUCCAACAAACACAGAAAAGGGGAUCGCAGCUCUCACUGCUUUCGUUCAUGGAAUAAUCAACAACUGGCUCAAGAUCAAACAGGUGCUAAUGGAUAAGGGAGUCGUCUAUUUGAUGAAUGCAAUUGAUACUACCUGGCAAACGCUUUCCACUAUGAACGCAAGCUUUUGGAACUGGUUAUCAAGUCACUGGGAAAAGGUUCUCGAAACGGCUUUAACAGCAGUUGGGACUGCCCUGGGGGGUAUUGGAGGGACACUCGCGGGUCUGCAUCUUGUCGCACGUGCUGGAGCAGCCGUUAUUGGAGGCCCUGUAGGGAUCGGUGUAGCUUUGAUUGGAACCGCAUUAGGGACUGAGCUCGGUGGGGAAAUAGGCGGUGCAGUUGGGAAGGCCAUUAUAAACACUAUUAAAAACUAG